Molecule: messenger RNA, 1038 nt
Organism: Cylindrotheca closterium
Lineage: Eukaryota; Bacillariophyta; Bacillariophyceae; Bacillariales; Bacillariaceae
Source: the annotation of a GenBank genome assembly
AUGAUGAUGCAAGAAGAAACCGCCAACCAUGAUGACAUGCAACAGCAAGGCGAUGAAAAUGACGCAGAAAUGGAGUUCGCCCAAUUUCGAACAUUGGAAGUACUGCAAGAGCAUGGAAUUGCUGCUAACGAUAUUCAGAAGCUCCAAACAGCAGGAUAUCACACAGUGCAGUCGAUCGCACAUGCAACAGCGCGCAAGCUUUCCGACGUCAAAGGUAUUUCGGAAGCAAAAGUCAUAAAGCUCAAGGAGAUCGUCAAGUCGAUGGUUUCAAUGGAUUUCAAAACUGCCGCCGACGCACUCGAAGAUCGAAAGUACCUCGUAACACUGACAACUGGUUCCGUAGAGAUUGACAAGCUUCUCGAAGGAGGAGUCGAAACGGGUUCUAUCACCGAAGUCUUCGGGGAGUUUCGCACUGGCAAGACUCAAUUGUGCCAUACUCUUUGUGUUACUUGCCAAAUGGCGGUGACGGAAGGAGGUGCCGAGGGAAAAGCAAUCUAUAUUGAUACCGAAGGCACUUUUCGUCCGAACAGACUCCAGGCAAUCGCCGAACGAUUCGGUCUUGAUCCAGCUGUUGCACUGGAAAAUGUUGCUUGUGCUCGCGCUCAUAACUCUGAGCACCAGAUGGAACUACUCAAGGUAGCUGCAGCCAUAAUGGCGCAGGACAGAUAUGCCCUUCUUGUCGUGGAUUCAGCCACUGCACUCUUUCGUACAGACUAUACUGGUCGUGGUGAACUUAGCGAGCGUCAAAUGCAAAUGGGGCAGUUCUUGCGUCAACUUACCCGACUUGCGGAGGAAUUUGGUGUCGCCGUUUUCAUUACGAAUCAAGUGGUUGCCAAUCCUGACGGUAUGAGUUUUGCGAAGGACUCUACCAAACCAAUUGGGGGGAACAUUAUUGCCCAUGCGUCGACUACUCGUUUGCGUCUCCGUAAGGGACGCGGCGAAAAUCGCAUCAUGAGCGUUUUUGAUAGUCCUACACUUCCUGAAGCAGAUGCCCAAUUCGCGGUGUCCGCUGCCGGUAUAUGUGACGCACAAGACUAG